ACCUAGACUCUCGGCUCUCGUACUCGCGCUCUUUCUUUUAUCGUCCCACACUCUCGUCUAGCCUUUCUUCGCGACUGACACGCAUGAUCUGGCGGUUUCUUCAGCCUCCCGUCUCCUUCGCCGUUACCGCAGCGUGAAGCUGUCCCGGCGACGAGCACAGUAGCAACCUUCACUACAUAUUCUCUUAUGCUCUUCUCUCUCAUCUUCGAUUUGUAGAUUUUGUUUUCAUAGCCAUCGCCAUGAGUUUGCUUGAAGUGAUCACAAAUGCUUCGGUGAAUCGAGAGUCACUCAAUUCUCAGUCAGACUACCCAAUUAUUCUCAACCCAGAUGAUAUUUUCGUCAACUUGAAGCCAAAGCUUGAAAACCCAAAUCCCAGUUUUAUUGUUAACCCUGUUACUGGAUGGGAGGUCUCAAAAACUGAUGCUGAACUCAUUGAUUCCAGCAAAAGAUUCUUUACUAAGCUAAAGAAAAAGCUUAAGGACACCAACAGCUUCAAUAAGGAUGAGUUUAUUAGUAUUUUCAACCCCUUUCUUGAGAAAAUUGGGAAGAAAGUUGGGAUUUCAAUUGGGAUUGAUCCGUCAGAUGGUGGAUACACUCGUGUUCUUGUUGAGAAGAUUGGAUUUUUGAUAAGUAGGGAUGUUGCUGGUUUGGUUUUGCAAGCUUGUGUUAAUUUGGAGAUUUUGGAACUGUUGGAGAUAUUGAUCGUUAAUGGACUUGUUGAGCAUUCAUGCUAUCCGAAUUUGGUUAAAUCUCUUGUGAAUAAGAGGAGAUCCGAUUUGCUUUGCCAUUGCAUCAAGCAUGCUUCUGAUCUUGGGUCAUCCGAGUUACUUAGCAUAUUGAAGUAUUUUCUUUGCCCACCAGCAGAUGCUUUUAGCUCAAUGGUUAAGGUGAGGGAAGAGUGGGGUAGUCAGGCAUUGUUAGCCAUUGAGAAGGCAAGUGACAAGAGUUUGCCAUGGAAGAAGUCCUCAAUGGCGAAGGAGGCUGCAAUAUUGCUAAUGAUUGCCCAUGAUAAAUUUUCAACUUCUGAGCUUUGCCUGCAUUAUCUAUUAUCAUCUGUGAAUGCUGAUGAAGUAGUGUUAUCUUCUGCCAUCAGUAAGUUGAAUGGCAAGGAGAUGAUGAAUCUGAUUCGGUAUUUGGGUAAAUGGUUGAAGAAAUACGAGAAAUUUCCUCAAGCUGGUCCUUGUCCUAAGGCUGCGUCAAUGUUUGGCUUGAGGAUUUGUGAUUGGGUGCCGAAACUCGAAGAUGUUGUCAAAUGUCUAGGAAUUGUCAUAGAUGAGAACUUUUCUUCAUUGAUGUUGCAGCAAGAAUUCCUUGAAGAGUUUAAGAUCAUAGCCGGAGUGGUUAGUUCUUUAGUAUCGGAAGCAAAAUUUUGUUGUGUUAUGGCAAAUGUAGCUGAGAGGUUGAGAAUUGGAAGUAUGUAGGAUUUGAAAUCGUCCAAAGUUUCUCUAUUGGCACUUAUUAAUGUCAUUUUACGAAUUUGAGUAUGAUCCUUAUCUGAAUAUCUUUUUAUA
Messenger RNA from Carica papaya (papaya), 1511 nucleotides. RefSeq lists its product as uncharacterized. NCBI's taxonomy places the organism in Eukaryota, Viridiplantae, Streptophyta, Magnoliopsida, Brassicales, Caricaceae. The record is from RefSeq and is a predicted model, not a curated record.